CUGAGCAAAGUUAUCUGGGGUCAGGGACGGUGAGACGGGGUUGGAAGGAGCGAGAAGAGAGAGAGUGAUAGAGAGAGAGGGAGGGAGAGAGUCGGUGGACGGCAAGAAAGCGAUCUCCUCUCUUAUUUGCUCCUGUGCUCGCAUUGUUUGUUGAUAGGGUAAGCUUGUAGCAGCUGUCAACCACUUAGAUUUCCGCCAUCCGCUGCCGGUGCCGGUGCCGGUGCCGAGGCCGUCCCCCGAUCUCGAUCCGAUCCGAUGUGCUAAGAGCGAGAAGAGGAGGAGAUUAUUCCUUGUCCUUCCUUUCGAGUCUUGACUUGGGGCAGUCAACCGGGAUUCAAGAGAGGGAGACGUAGAUCUGAUCUGAGAGAUAAAUAGGGUUAUUAGCCUUAGAGAUCGGAGGGAGGGCAGAUUCGUGCGCCCUAGCACCAUGGAUCGCUGCUUUCCUCCAAACCCUUUCCCUCCGCCUCCGCUGAACUAAAAGACGCCGUGUACGCGCCGCCGGAACAAAGCAUAUCAGGUCAGGCCUUGUGGUGCAGGAGGUCCGACCAGCACAUCUACUUCUAGUAACCAGUAGCUCCUUGCAUUUGCUACAGCAGCCCAGAGCAAUUGGGAGUAAUUGAAAGGAAAAGAGGAUUAACUUGUUGUUGAAAAGAAGAUGGCACCCAGCACCAUCAGAAAGGCCCUGGGAACAGUGAAGGACCAGACCAGCAUUGGUCUGGCCAAGGUGUCCAGCAAUAUCGCUCCUGACCUUGAUGUGGCCAUUGUCAAGGCUACGAGCCACGAUGACGAGCCUGCUGAUGGGAAAUACCUGAGGGAGAUCCUCAGCCUGACCUCCUAUUCUCGUGCAUAUGUCAGUUCCUGCAUUGCAACUUUGUCCAAGAGGCUGGGCAAGACCCACAACUAUAUUGUGGCCCUCAAGUGCCUCCUGCUUGUGCACCGCCUCCUAAUUGAUGGAGACCCAGGUUUCCAGCAUGAGAUCCUCUAUGCAACUCGGAGGGGAACUCGCCUCCUCAACAUGUCCGACUUCCGUGAUGACACUCACUCCAACUCAUGGGAUCACUCUG
This is a messenger RNA of Elaeis guineensis (African oil palm), 1064 nucleotides long. RefSeq names its product probable clathrin assembly protein At4g32285. The record is from RefSeq and is a predicted model, not a curated record. Gene Ontology annotation, cellular component: clathrin-coated vesicle; clathrin-coated pit. Gene Ontology annotation, biological process: vesicle budding from membrane; clathrin-dependent endocytosis; clathrin coat assembly. Gene Ontology annotation, molecular function: phosphatidylinositol-4,5-bisphosphate binding; clathrin heavy chain binding; 1-phosphatidylinositol binding. Lineage: Eukaryota; Viridiplantae; Streptophyta; Magnoliopsida; Arecales; Arecaceae.